This is a messenger RNA of Oryzias latipes (Japanese medaka), 3647 nucleotides long. It is a transcript of the gene ahr1b, whose product is annotated as aryl hydrocarbon receptor 1b. Gene Ontology annotation, molecular function: transcription cis-regulatory region binding; nuclear receptor activity; protein dimerization activity. Gene Ontology annotation, biological process: regulation of transcription by RNA polymerase II; response to xenobiotic stimulus; xenobiotic metabolic process. Lineage: Eukaryota; Metazoa; Chordata; Actinopteri; Beloniformes; Adrianichthyidae. Gene Ontology annotation, cellular component: aryl hydrocarbon receptor complex; nucleus. The record is from RefSeq and is marked provisional.
UCUCAAGCUCGGAGGUCUGCCGCCGGAACUCGCACCGGCGGGGUCUGGACUAACGGAGCGCCGGUGGACCGGACAACCUCCGGGGUGGGGGGGUGGCUGCUGUACUUUGGUCCUCCCGUUUUAUUUCUAUUCUCCCGUCGUGGACACUACUAUAAUAGCUUAACUUCUUUCUUUUUAUUUUAUAUAUAUAUAUUUUUUAUCCCGCGCGGGGUUUUUAACAUAAGUGUCCUAGCUUAACUUCUUAUUUUAUCCCGCGCGGGGUUUUCAACAUUAGCCCUGGUCUGACUGAAGUUUCCCGCGAGGCGCUGAGGAGGAAUAGAGAUAAGGAUCAAGAGAGUGAUGCUCCGCGUCCCCCCGUUCUCUGUGGGACCGUUGUCGGUGAAAUUCCCGGCUUUCCCCCCCCGUGACCGUUGACUGACGGCCAGCACAGCAGCAUGUACGCCGGGCGCAAACGCCGAAAACCUGCGCAGAAAGGGGCCAAACCUCCACCUGCCGAAGGCGCAAAGUCCAACCCGUCCAAACGGCACCGUGACCGCCUCAACUCUGAGCUGGACCGGCUUGCCAGCUUGCUGCCCUUUCCCGAGGACGUCAUCUCCAGCCUGGACAAACUUUCCAUCCUAAGGCUUAGCGUCAGCUACCUCCGCACCAAGAGCUUCUUCUCAGUGGCGCUGAAGGACCAGCCCCCUAAUGGCGUCACCCAACAGGACGGGGGCUUUAAGGCAGCAGCGGCCGCAGACGGUCAAAUCCCCGAGGGCGAGCUGCUGCUGCAGGCUCUCAACGGCUUUGUCUUGGUGGUGACGGCUGAAGGCAUCAUAUUCUUCUGCUCCCACACCAUUCAGGACUACCUGGGCUUCCAUCAGACUGAUGUCAUGCACCAGAGUGUGUUUGAGCUGAUCCACACUGAAGACCAGCAGGAGUUCAGGAGGAACUUGCACUGGGCCCUCAACCCCCCGGUCAGCACGGGACCCCCCAUCGAGCCGGCAGGUGGAGACUUGGUGUCCAGCAGCUCCCCCUGCCCAGUGAGCUACAACCCCGAGCAGCUUCCCCCAGAAAACUCCUCCUUCCUGGAAAGAGCCUUCGUCUGCCGCUUCCGCUGUCUGCUGGACAACUCGUCCGGCUUCCUGCCGCUGAACAUCCAGGGCAGACUCAAGUUCCUCCACGGUCAGAGCCGCCAGCCAAGCGACAGCGAGAGGGGCUCGCCCCCGCCGCAGCUCGCCCUCUUCGCCAUUGCCACGCCCCUGCUGCCUCCGGCUAUCCUGGAAAUCCGCACCAAGAACAUGAUCUUCAGGACCAAGCACAAACUGGACUUCACCCCCAUGGCCUGUGACGCAAAGGGUAAAAUCGUCCUGGGCUACACCGAGGCGGAGCUGAGGGUGCGAGGCUCGGGAUAUCAGUUCAUCCACGCCGCUGAUAUGCUGUACUGCGCCGAAAACCACGUCCGGAUGAUAAAGACGGGCGAGAGCGGCCUCACCGUCUUCCGGCUCCUCACCAAGGAGAACCGAUGGAAGUGGGUUCAGGCCAACGCGCGGCUCGUCUACAAGAGCGGGAAGCCAGACUACAUCAUCGCCACCCAGAGGCCCUUGGCGGAGGAGGAGGGAGGCGAGCAUCUGAGGAAGAGGUCUAUGCACCUGCCCUUCACCUUCGCCACGGGGGAGGCUCUCCUUUACCAGACAGCUCAUCCGCUGCUCGGCUUCCCCGACCCCUGCCAGGGCAAAGCCAAAGGCGGGAAGACCAAGAAGAGCAAGGCGGACAGCAGUUCCUCCGAGGAGCUGAACCCAAAGUCCCUGCUGGAGGUUCUGAUGAGUCAGGACGAGUCGGUGUACGUCUGCCAGCCUGAUCCUGAGCCCAAGAUGUCCAUCAGCGCCCUCUGUGGCAGCUCGGAUGGACUUGACGGUAUGUUGAGUAGCGCCGGUUGGAACGCGGCUUCCAACGGGGAAGCGGUGGCGUGCGACGGUAAGGCGUGCUUCGAUCCACUUCUGGCCACGCUGGACUCCCUGUCUCUGGACGGGAGGGAGGCGUGCUCCAACAGCGAGCUAUUUAGUGCCCUGGAGAACCUGGGCCUGAACGCCGAGGACCUGGAGCUGCUGCUGCUGGACGAGAGGAUGAUCCAGGUGGAGCUGGACGCCUCCCACAUCCCCACCCUCACCGACUUCCUCAGCAACGACGAAAUCCUCUCCUACAUCCAGGACUGUCUGGAGAAUGGCGACCAGAGGGAGGAGCAGGAGAGCCGGGGCGGGGCCGGACUCCUGAACUCUGGCCAGGCUGGGUCCCAGCAGCCCGCCGCCCCACCGGGCCUCCCACCCAUCAUCCAGCUGUCGCAGCAGAUGCAGCAGCAUAUCAGCGCUGCAGAGCUGCUGAAGGCUCCGCCCAGCCACCUCGGGUCAGCUGGCACCGGUGACCCGUUUGGAGUUCUUCAAAACCCCUGGCUGGUACCAGCAGAGCACCACCAUCACCAUGGAAACCGCAUCCCCCCGCAUCCUCAGAUGAAACCUGCGCAGCUAAACGGACAGCAGCCGCCGCUCCACCCUCUGAUGGAGCCCAGUCAGCACUGGCAGCUGCAGCCACAGCCGCAGCCGAGCAGCACCAGAACCGCGCAGCUGGGCUUCCAGAACCCGCUCCAGCUGCCCGUGAACGGAUCCUGCCUCCCCAACGGGCACACUGUUUUCCCGCCAAACGUGGAGCUCGUCCACCCGGAUUACACGCCAGUUCCAGGAGGCGGCCUGGGUUCUUUCACAGCACCGGACCUCUGCAGCCACCAGAACCCUGCCACCUGGAACUACCAGCUGCAGAGCCACCUGGAUCGGAAUCUCAGUCCCGCCGCUGAGCUGGAGCAGCUGCUGGCUCUGUCGGAACCGCAACUCGGCCUGCCGUCCACGGAGGCCUACAGCGCCUUCGACGCCGCGCAACACUGCAAGGCGGAGAACGGCUGCCUCCACGGCACUUCGAACGGCGCCUACGUCAGGACCUGUCUGCUACCCAACGGCAACGGAGCGGCGCCGUGCGACCUCGGGGUCUCCUGCUCCGACCCACUGCCGGCCCUCCAAGACCCCCAAAAAUCUGGAUUCUUUCUUUGAAGGGGGAGAAAACCCUACGGAGGCUCUUUGUGGAGUAAUGAAGAGGUCAGAUCAGACAGUUUGUUCAUGUCCCACAGGUAACCCUCUGAAAACGGAGAAGUGUUGUCUUUGUUUCGCCACUGAACGUUUGGAAACGUUUCCCUCUCGGCAUCGGAUUUUUGAGCCAGAACUCGUCGUUUGCUGAUUUUUACAAACUCAAGUUGGAAAGGAGGAGAGCCUGCUACGAUCCCACUGUGGAGGCUCCCACCAUUGGAUCAUUUCCUGUCUUUAAAAGCAUUUGAAUCCUGUCCACAGGAAGUUUGUCGCUGGAAUUCAAAGCGGCAGGGAGGAGACUUUGUGGACAUUUUCACAGAAAGUUGUGAGAGCGGCUUGAUGUUCUAAGCUCUGCGUCCUCCUUCGUUAAAUCUGGUUUCUUUGGAUUCUCCGUUUUGCUUGGACUCCUUAAGGCAGAGCAGUUGUUGGGCCUCUCGGUUUGAGUCUUUUUAGGCCCGACAUCACUUGAAGCUGCUGGAGGAGAACCAUCUGAAGCUCUGAAGGAAAAAAGGAUCGGUAAGCCGGUAGAGGAUUUAAGGA